Echinops telfairi (small Madagascar hedgehog) is the source of this 1272-nucleotide messenger RNA. Its product is annotated as signal-regulatory protein beta-1-like. Gene Ontology annotation, biological process: positive regulation of T cell activation; positive regulation of phagocytosis. Gene Ontology annotation, cellular component: plasma membrane. The record is from RefSeq and is a predicted model, not a curated record. NCBI's taxonomy places the organism in Eukaryota, Metazoa, Chordata, Mammalia, Afrosoricida, Tenrecidae.
AUGAUGCUCAUCCCGGCUCCCCAGUCCUGCCUGCCUCUCUUUUCCUUGCUGCUGCCUCUGCUGCUGGGAGUCACAGGAGUGACAAGCCAGGAGGAGCUGCAGGUGAUCCAACCUGAGACGGUGUGGGUUGCCCCUGGAGACCUGCCCUGCCAGGUCUCCUCUCUGCAUCCUCUGGGGCCCACCAAGUGGUUCAGGGGGACUGUCCCAAAUCGCGAGCUAAUCUAUGAUUUCAAAGGAAUCCAAAACAAACAACACCUCUUACCCCGAGUAAGAAACGCUUCAGACCCCACCAAGAGAGACAACUUGGACUUUUCCAUCCGCAUCAGUAACAUCACCCCAGCCGAUGCCGGCACCUACUACUGUGUGAGGUUCAGCAAAGGAAGCCCUGAUGACAAGGAGCACAAGUCUGGUCCUGGGACUCGGGUGACAGUGAGUGCCCAGCCCUCUGCCCCCCUGGUAUUGGGCCCCUCGGCGAGGACCACACCUGGGCAGACAGUGAGCUUCACCUGCGAGUCGCACAGCUUCUCCCCAAGAGAUGUCUCCCUGAAGUGGUUCAAAAAUGGGAAAGAGCUCCCAGCCCUGCAGACCGAGGUGGUCCCGCUGGGCGACAGCGUCUCCUACAACAUCUCCAGCAGGACCCAGGUGACGCUGACCACAGAGGAUGUGCACUCUCAGGUCAUCUGUGAGGUGGCCCACACUACCUUGCAGGGCUCUCUUCGUGGGACGGCCAACGUGUCUGAGACCAUCCGAGUUGCACCCACUUUGGAGGCCUCCCAGCACCCCGUCCAAGAGAACCAGGUGAACGUCACCUGCCAGGUGAAGAAGUUCUACCCCAAGAACAUAGACCUGACCUGGUUGGAGAACGGAAAUGUGCCCCGAACCGAAUCGGCCUCACUCCUCACGGAGGACAAGGAUGGGACCUACACCCUGAAAAGCUGGAUCCUGGUGAACUCCUCUGCCCUCAGGGAGGACAUGGUGCUCACCUGCCAGGUGGUACACGACGGGCAGCCCGCAGUCACCAGAGAGCAGACCCUGAAGGCCCCUGUCCACACGAAGCCGGAGAGCACAGAGCAAAACCCCGAAAGGACAAAUCCAUUUCACCACUUUGGAGCUUUCCUGCUAGGCUUCAAGGGGCUGAUGGUGGUUGCUGUGUCUGUCACCUAUGUCUACAGGAAGAUGAGCACCUGACAGUUUGCCAGUUUAUGAGGCACAGAAAGUGUGGACGCAGACAGACAAUAACGGAUGCAAUGAUUAAUCUGGGGCAAAGUGCAG